AUGCUGGAUUAUUCUACGAGAGAGUAUAAUCCAAAAUUAACCAUUAAAAAUUCGACUCUUUUAUUUAAUUUUACACAUAAUGCAAAGUAUUAUCCCAAAUUUAGUAUCAAUUCCGAAGGAUCUAGACUUGUUAUUGCAAUUCGCGGAUCAGCUUCACAAUAUGACUUAGAUACACUUGUUGAUAGUGCAGAAUUAAGGACUCAAUACGGUACUUUUCCAGCAGGUUACUAUCGCGCAUCGAUAAACACAUUUAAUAAGAUCGGAUAUUAUCUCAAUCAGAAAUACUCAGAGAUAUACAUCACCGGGCAUUCAUAUGGAGCUUCUGUUGCCCAUAUUUUGAAUUUAAUUAUUCACUACUAUAAUCAUUCUAUCAAUAAUGUAUACUCAGUAGGAUUUGGACCAGUUCCGUCAAUUGAUUAUGAAGGUUCUUUAUUGAUUAAAAACUAUUCUGCAACAAUAAUCAACGCACACGAUUACGUUAGCACUAAUAGUAUUAACAUUCAUUCUGAUUACAUAAGGUCAACUUAUGGUACUGUUUCUGGCCUUACAAAAGACCAAAUUAAUAAUACUUUUGCUCAGCUGCUUAACAAAUUCGAUGAUGGCACAAAAAUCAAUCUCAAACCACAUUUUAUGAGUUUGCUAACAGAACAGACAUCAGAUAUCUACGAUAAACUUACAAAUAAAAAAGUAUUCCGCUUAUCUACAGUUCCAGGGGGCAAAUGCUAUUGGAUAGGUAUGAGUAAUACUAAUAAUAUUACAGAAACCAUUGUAGAUCAAAAUAAACAAAUAAAUCGCGUUCCUCAAGAUCCCCACUCAAUAAUUGAUCAUUACCUCAUUAAUUAUAUUGAACACUUUUCCAAAUAUACUACAGAAUAA
This is a messenger RNA of Trichomonas vaginalis G3, 876 nucleotides long. RefSeq names its product lipase. Lineage: Eukaryota; Parabasalia; Trichomonadida; Trichomonadidae. Gene Ontology annotation, biological process: lipid metabolic process. The transcript has a single exon. The coding region runs from base 1 to 876 and encodes 291 amino acids. The record is from RefSeq and is a predicted model, not a curated record.